GAACUUAUAAAAACUAGGGGCACGCUGUUUUCGUGACACCUUUUCGACCCACCUUCCAUGUAAACUCUUCGAAUCAUCUUGAACCUUCAGUCAAGCAAAAAAAUGAAUAUUCAGUUUGUUCUUGCUACUAUUCUCUUGGUUGGCAUAUUUGGGCCCUCCGUGUGCCUCUCUUACUCUACACCUUUGAGCACUUGGUAUACAGACGAAACAACCACCCCGUAUCCCGACGAAGCGACCACCUCGCGUACAGUGGGUCGAAAGUGUACAAUUGAGCGAUGUGUAGAAAAUAAAGGAUAUGGCUGUAAACCAGUGGAUGAUGCCGACAUUAUGAAAUCAAAUAGAUUUAACGUCACAUGUAACGGCAAGUCUGGCAAUUGUAAGACCCAUGUCGAGGUUGACUACGUCGAGAAGUGGACUUUUUACAAGACUUACGAUCAGUGGGGCCAAGAGUGCCGAUGCCAAUCGGACGGGUUUGUCGUCUGCCACUAAGCCUCGGCCAAGUCGCCAGCUGCCUGACAUCUAUGUUCAAGUGAGGAAACCAUGCAUGUUUGAAAAUACGUACUGUUGCAAUGACAGCCAAAUCACAAUGUAGAUGCCCAAAUGAGAAAUAAAUAUGUUGGCUUGAGAAGUAGAGUAA
Messenger RNA from Lineus longissimus, 637 nucleotides. RefSeq lists its product as uncharacterized. Bases 103 to 489 code for a protein of 128 amino acids. The record is from RefSeq and is a predicted model, not a curated record. The transcript has 5 exons. NCBI's taxonomy places the organism in Eukaryota, Metazoa, Nemertea, Pilidiophora, Heteronemertea, Lineidae.